UCAAACGCCAAGUAUGUUGUCAUAACUUAAGUGUUUUAUACAGUAAAACAAACGCGAUGGUAUAGGGCGUAUAAUACGCUGAAUACCAAUAUAUCUAAAAGGGUUAAUGAAAGCGAUCGAGGAGCCGAUACCAAGAUAUUAGUUCCUUUUUAUAGGUAUUUAUUAUACCAAUAGAUUUAUCUGUUGAACAUAUUGAAUAUCUAUAUGUUAUAUCUGGACUCGGGCAGGUUGGUUGUAUGUAAGAUGAAAGCUGGUUAAUGACACUAUAUUUCUUCAAGUAUUUCAUGAACUUUUUCGCUGGAUCACACAAUACAGUCGCUAUUAUCAGUUUGUUUUUCGCGUAGGUACGAAUUUUAAUAGAAAAAAAAACUAUCUAAGAGGAAAAACAAAGAGAAAAGAGGGCAAAAUGGAUGGAAACGAGAAUGCAUCGUGUCGUAUUUGUCACGAAUCUAAUAGUACAACUGAUCUCGUCUCUCCAUGUUUUUGUCGCGGCACUAUGAGUAUAGUCCAUCUUUCAUGUCUCGAAAAAUGGCUAAUGUCUUCAUUAAAAAAUUCGUGUGAGGUGUGCGGUUAUGAAUACGAUGUUGUGCGAAAAACAAAACCAUUUACAGAAUUCUUGAAAAAUCCCGGAACGAAGAAAGCCAAAGAGAAUUUUUUUGCUGAUAUAUUCUGCCUUUUGGGCCUUGUAACUUUUACAGCCGCAACAUUUAUCUUAAGCUUCGAAAAACCUAAUUUCAUGGUACCCGGGUUAAUAUUCGUUACAUUUUUUAUAAGCAUUACUUACGCUAUUGCCAUUGAAGCGUUUAAUUAUCAUUAUUUUGUCUGGGAAUCUUGGAAACGAAAGAACCAGACCGUUAAAAUUAUCAACGUAACUUGAGCAGGUCUUUUAUCAUAAUAUCAAUUAUUAUUAAUGAAG
Molecule: messenger RNA, 916 nt
Organism: Octopus sinensis (East Asian common octopus)
Lineage: Eukaryota; Metazoa; Mollusca; Cephalopoda; Octopoda; Octopodidae
Product: E3 ubiquitin-protein ligase MARCHF3-like
Exons: 1
Coding region: 407-877 (156 amino acids)
Biological process (GO): protein ubiquitination
Molecular function (GO): zinc ion binding; ubiquitin-protein transferase activity
Source: RefSeq, a predicted model, not a curated record